GACAGUUUUGACUUUUGACACUAGAACUUCCUUUUCCUUGUGGCAUGGUGACGGCGUAAGUUGCCGAAUAAGCAACCACAAUGCCGCAGAACGAAUAUAUUGACCGUCAUAGGAAACUUCACGGCAGGAGGCUCGAUUAUGAGGAGCGUAAAAGGAAAAAGGAGGCCCGCGAACCUCACAAGAGGGCCGAGAAGGCACGCAAAUUGCGAGGCCUGAAGGCCAAGAUGUUCAACAAGGAACGACGAAAUGAAAAGAUUCAAAUGAAAAAGAAAAUCAAAGCGCACGAGGAGAAGAACGUGCGGCAAAACACAGAGAAGGUGGCGGAGGGUGCCGUGCCAGUGUACCUUCUUGACAGAGAUGUCCAAUCCAGGGCCAAGGUGCUCUCCAAUAUGAUCAAACAGAAACGUAAAGAGAAAGCUGGCAAAUGGGAUGUCCCUAUCCCCAAAGUGAGAGCACAGGCCGAUGCCGAAGUAUUCAAAGUCCUCAAAUCUGGCAAAUCCAAGCGCAAAGCCUGGAAAAGAAUGGUCACCAAAGUCACAUUCGUAGGUGAAAACUUUACUCGAAAGCCACCUAAAUUCGAAAGGUUCAUCAGGCCAAUGGCACUCAGAUUCACCAAAGCACAUGUCACACACCCAGAACUGAAAGCCACAUUCUGCUUACCCAUUAUCGGUGUAAAGAAAAACCCAAGCUCCCAAAUGUACACAAGUCUGGGUGUCAUCACCAAGGGUACUGUGAUAGAAGUCAAUAUCUCCGAGUUGGGUCUGGUUACGCAGGCCGGUAAAGUUGUAUGGGGGAAGUACGCUCAGGUCACCAAUAAUCCAGAGAACGAUGGAGUUAUUAAUGCUAUACUUAUAGUUUAAUUUGUACAACUUAUUCCAUGCCACAAAUAAAUGAUAAAGAUAC
Molecule: messenger RNA, 903 nt
Organism: Aricia agestis (brown argus)
Lineage: Eukaryota; Metazoa; Arthropoda; Insecta; Lepidoptera; Lycaenidae
Gene: Ip259
Product: ribosome biogenesis protein NSA2 homolog
Exons: 2
Coding region: 81-860 (259 amino acids)
Biological process (GO): maturation of 5.8S rRNA; maturation of LSU-rRNA
Cellular component (GO): nucleolus; preribosome, large subunit precursor
Source: RefSeq, a predicted model, not a curated record